Molecule: messenger RNA, 1254 nt
Organism: Cadophora gregata
Lineage: Eukaryota; Fungi; Ascomycota; Leotiomycetes; Helotiales; Ploettnerulaceae
Exons: 4
Coding region: 1-1254 (417 amino acids)
Cellular component (GO): cytoplasm
Molecular function (GO): ATP hydrolysis activity; GTP binding
Source: RefSeq, a predicted model, not a curated record
AUGCCUCGAGAUCCGUUAAUCGGUCUGGUCGGUAAGCCCUCGAGUGGUAAAUCCACCACCUUGAACAGCUUGACCGAUGCCAGCUCCAAAGUCGGCAAUUUCCCUUUCACCACCAUAGAUCCCCAGCGUGCCAUCGGGUACCUACAAAUCGAAUGCGCUUGCGCGCGACACAAUCUCUCGGACAGAUGCAAGCCAAACUACGGCGCGUGCAUCAACGGCAGACGCUCCGUUCCCAUCGAACUUCUCGACGUAGCAGGACUCGUUCCCGGCGCACAUGAGGGGAAAGGAUUGGGCAACAAGUUCCUCGACGAUCUACGACAUGCAGAUGCGCUCGUCCACGUAGUCGAUGUGAGCGGGACAACAGAUGCAGAAGGCAAGGCCACGAGAGGGUAUGAUCCCUCGCAGGACAUUGUGUGGCUGAGAUCCGAGAUUGUGCAAUGGAUAAGAGGAAAUCUGAUGGCGAAAUGGGGAUCUAUUAAAAGACGGCACAUAGCAGUCAAAGCCACGGCAGUGGAGACGCUGCAAGGGCAAUUCUCAGGAUACGGAUCAACAGCCACAGUAGUCGCCAGAACACUGGACAAGCUGGGGUUGAAAGAGCCGUUGGAGCAUUGGUCCGAUGAGACGGUUGACAAGGUAGUCAAUGCCUUCACAGACGAGAAGUUCCCUACAGUAAUAGCCCUCAAUAAGAUCGACCACGCAGACGCGGACAAGAACAUCAGCAAGAUCGCCAAAAUGCAAGACCCUCAAUCUAUCGUGCUCUGUUCCGCUAUCUCCGAGGUAUUUCUCCGGAAACUGGCCAAGCAGGGUUUCGUGAAGUACACGGAAGGCAGCGAGUUUGUGGACACGCGAGAAGAUCUGAUCGCGGAUGGAGACCCCUCGGGUGGCGGACUGAAGGAGCUUGACGAGAAACUCAAGAACCGCAUAGAGAACCUCAAGGAUAUGGUUCUCUACCGAUUCGGGUCGACGGGUGUGGUGCAGGUGUUGUCUAGGGCUGCCGAACUCCUUGGUCUCGUUCCGGUAUUCCCCGUAAGGAACAUUUCGAGCUUCGGAUCUGGCGCUUCUGGUUCCAACGCUGUUUUCAGAGACUGCGUAUUGGUUAAGAAGAAUACCACCGUUGCAGAAUGUGCUCGCAAAGUUAUUGGAGACGCGCCGUUGGCUUACGUGGAAGGAGCUGGUGGAGUCAGAGUUGCAGAGGAUGAUAUUGUUAUGGUUGGCAAAAACGAUAUCCUCUCUUUCAAAGUGGGCAGAGCAUGA